UGACAGGCGGUAGCAUAAAUACGAGCCCACGAGGAAGCUGAGCUGGUGUGUAAUGAUAGGGCAGCAGCUGCGGCUGCUGCAAACUGACUGCGCCUGGAGCCGGUGGCACACAGGUGCUCCGGAGGAGCAAGAGGAGUAGUUAGAUAGCUGCUAAGGCUAAAGCACACCCCAGAGUUUUCACCUGUGGACAAAAUAGUGCAGAGCCAGUCAGUGAAAGCAAAGAGAAAGCCGAGUCUGAACAGUGAUCAGUCACGUCUAGAGAAACCAAAGUUGAAAGUUGUUUGUUUGUUUUUUCCCUGUUUUCUUUUUCACUCCCCUCGCUUGGUGGGACACUACCAUGGUCAGAAAGCCAGUUGUGACCACCAUCUCGAAAGGAGGUUACCUGCAGGGCAAUGUGAGCGGGAGGCUGCCCUCCAUGGGGGACCAAGAGGCACCUGGGCAGGAGAAAGUGGUUCUGAAAAAGAAGAUCACUUUGCUGAGGGGGGUCUCCAUCAUCAUCGGCACCGUCAUCGGAUCGGGCAUCUUCAUCUCCCCCAAGGGCAUACUCCAGAACACAGGCAGCGUGGGCAUGUCCCUGGUGUUCUGGUCUGCCUGUGGAGUACUGUCACUUUUUGCCCUGGAGCUACCGCUGUGAUAUCCCUGGCAUUUGGACGAUACAUUCUGGAACCAUUUUUUAUUCAAUGUGAAAUUCCUGAACUUGCAAUCAAGCUCGUAACAGCUGUGGGCAUCACUGUGGUGAUGGUCCUGAAUAGCAUGAGUGUCAGCUGGAGUGCCCGGAUCCAGAUUUUCCUAACCUUCUGCAAGCUCACAGCAAUCCUGAUAAUUAUAGUCCCUGGAGUUAUACAGCUAAUUAAAGGUCAUACACAGCACUUUGAAGAUGCAUUUUCAGGAAGAGAUGCAAAUCUAAUGGGGUUGCCCUUGGCUUUUUAUUAUGGGAUGUAUGCAUAUGCUGGUUGGUUUUACCUCAACUUUAUUACUGAAGAAGUAGAAAAUCCUGAAAAAAACAUCCCCCUUGCGAUCUGCAUUUCCAUGGCCAUCAUCACAGUUGGCUAUGUGUUAACAAAUGUGGCCUAUUUUACGACUAUCAGUGCUGAGGAGUUGUUGCUAUCCAAUGCUGUGGCAGUGACCUUCUCCGAGCGGCUGCUGGGAAAUUUCUCAUUAGCAGUCCCGAUCUUUGUUGCCCUCUCCUGCUUCGGCUCCAUGAACGGUGGCGUGUUCGCUGUCUCCAGGUUAUUCUAUGUUGCCUCCCGAGAAGGGCACCUUCCAGAAAUCCUCUCCAUGAUUCAUGUCCACAAGCACACUCCUCUGCCAGCUGUUAUUGUUUUGCAUCCUUUGACGAUGAUAAUGCUCUUCUCCGGAGAUCUCUACAGUCUUCUGAAUUUCCUCAGUUUUGCCAGGUGGCUUUUUAUGGGGCUGGCAGUUGCUGGGUUGAUUUAUCUUCGAUACAAACGUCCAGAUAUGCAUCGUCCUUUCAAGGUGCCUCUGUUCAUCCCAGCAUUGUUUUCCUUCACCUGCCUCUUCAUGGUUGUCCUCUCCCUUUAUUCAGACCCAUUUAGCACCGGGGUCGGCUUCCUUAUUACAUUGACUGGAGUCCCUGCAUAUUAUCUCUUCAUUGUAUGGGACAAGAAACCCAAGUGGUUCAGACAAUUGUCAGAGAGAAUAACCAGAACAUUACAGAUUAUACUAGAAGUUGUACCAGAAGACUCUAAAGAAUUAUGAACUUCAUGAAUCGAAAUCUUGGCCAUCUGCCCAGGACUGAGAUACAAAAUGGAUCUUUAUUUCAAGAAAACACAGCUUUGGUGAUGGACUAGAGGAACCAGUUAUUUCUAUUCAUAUCUUCUAGUGUAUUCAAACUAAUUUCUGAGCAGUUUACUGGUAACUCAGUGUAUUUAUAGAAAGCUAAUAUGCAAAUCACACAGUGAGGCAAGCUCAGUUCUUGAGUCUGGUGCUUACCCAUUGAGGUAAGAGAAAAAGACAAAGGGCAUUGGCAACUGGGAUAUGAUUCUCUGCAACAUUUCUUAUAGUGACUGAGAACCUUCAAAUGGAAGACCAAAGGGUUUUCUGUAUAUAGGGCAUCUGUAAACAUAGCUUUACCUACUGGGGCAUCUAUACUGUGAAAAGAGUUUUCUACUUUUCUGAAAAAAAGAAGUCAUUAUUGUGGCAAAGGGGCCAGAAAUAACUUUAUCUCACAUAGACCUUGGAUUGUUUUCCUUUAGUGACCAACAUGGCUGUCACUUAUCUUUCAAUGAGUUAUACUCAGAGCAUCAGAACAAAAGAUGGGGUAGUUGUGUGUGUGUGUGUGUGUGUGUGUGUGUGUGUGUGUGUGUGUGUGUGUAGGUUGAGAUUGAACUCAGGGCUUUGCAAAAGCCAGGCAAGCACUCUACCAUUGAGCUACAUCCUCAAACCUUAAUGUUCUUGAUUGCUUUAAAGAAGCAUUUCUUUUUUUUUUUCUUUGUUGUUGUUUUCAUUAGUUCAAAUUAGGCACAAGCUUGUUUCACAUGCCAAUCCCUUCUCCCUCUCCCUCCCAUCAUCCCCACAUCUCCUCCCCCACUCCUGACCUACCCCCCACCCCAUCUACCCUCCACUCCCCAGGCAGGGUAGGGUCUUGAGGCUAUUAUUUAUGAGGCAAUCCUAGGAACUGAGUUUGAAUAAAAAUCAUGGAGAAUUUGUUAGGUUAAAUAUGAUUUCACUUAUUGUUGGGAGGUUUGGUGUUUGGAAUGUCACUUUGUUUUCAUCCUGGUUCCUUAGUUCUGGAAAAUGUGUACUUUUUGGUAUGACAUCCAUUGAUGAGCUGCCUCUUCGGAAAUUUUAAUCUCUACAAUACAAUAUGAACCUGGGAGAAAUUGCCCAGGAAACUCUAAAUAUGGAGUUUUAUCUCUAUAACCACAUUCAUAUACAGUGUUAGUAAUUCUAAUCACUUUUCCUUUUACUUUGUGGCUAUUUUUACAUGGUGAUGAUUUCUGACAAUGUGUACAUUCCCUUUACAGUUCUGCUAAAAUAUGUCUCUGAAUAAAACUAUCUGGAUCAAUUAGGAAAAGCACAGAUUUACAUAAAAACUAUGGAAGAAAUGUCACUGCUUAGUAAGAUGUUCAACUGAUCUCUUAAAACAUUUCUACUUAUAAAUCUAGGCUUUUCCAAUCAUUUCUUCACUUUAGUUACAAUUCAACUUGCAAAAGAGGUAAUUGCGAACAAACCUAUUAGAAGGGGAGUCUUCAGUAUGUGUGUUCAGCUGGAUGAUGCAGGGUCAGAGUUAGAGAACACUGGACAAUUUUUAAUGGGGAUUAAUGUAAUGAUGGGAUUUUUAAACUCUUAUUUCUAACAUCCAAAGAUUAAAUGCUCAGCAUGGCCACAGUAAGUUUCAUCCCUUACAUUCUGACCACUUAAAAAUGAGACAUUUAAAAAUUAUCCAAAUUAACAAAACCAUUGAGUUCAUAGUCAAUUGCCCAAAGUACAAAUGAUGAUUUUAAUCCAGAACAGUUCACCAAUCCAGGUUUUUAAAGCCCCAAUGACAUUUAAUAUAUACCCAAAGUUGACUUUUUUUUUCAAAAGGCUAAACAAGUGUUUAUUUUCCUAAGUGAACUUGUAACAAUUCCUUCUGUUUUUCCUAACAUGGGCUUUCCAAACCUUUUGUAUGGUUUCUAGAACCAAAAUAGUAUUGCUUUGUUGCCAUCUAUAUCUAGCAGAUGUUGCUGGAGGUACAUAUUUUUAUAUUGUUAUUUUUACACCAGACCCAUAAGAUUUAACAUGGAGGAGUCUUCUUAGCUAUGAGAUGGAGUAAAGCCAUGGAGAGGGUCCUGCGAGUCUUGGUUCUUCCUGAGACUAAUGUGCUCUUGGGCUGGUUGGUCUCAUAGCAAUAUCUAUUUGUCUUUCCUUGUGUGAGCUAGUCAGGGUACACUUUAUCAUCCCUCCUCUCUUUACAAAGAUUCUUUUUGUAGUAUUAAAUUUAUAAUGCCAUUGUAAUACAUUUUAAACAAGCAUAAAAAAAAUCAGUAUUUCUUUAAAAUACCGUCCAUGGAGUUGCAUUUUGUCUUAUUUUGAAGUUAUAUUCUAAAAGAACACAUUUCUUUAAUCAUGGAAUUCAUGUUCAUAAUUGUUUUAUUGAGAACUUGUAAAACAGACUUUUUAUUUAGAAAUUCUCCUGCACACUUGUAAUAUAUAGUUUUUAUACAAAGUAAAAUUUUCUCAUAUUUUAGGAUAAUGUGUGUAUAUACACAUUAGUGUUAGUGUGUUAGUGUUUGUGCUGGUGUACAUAUUUGAAUGUUUAUAUAAAAUUAUGAUUUGAUUACUAUAACCCAAAGCUGGAUGCAGCCUGAACAGCUUAAGAUAUACAGUACUCUAUUUUGAAAUAUUCUCUGUUUAGUAUAUAAAGCCUUGAACAUGGAAUUUUUAAAGCAUGUUGAUUUCUAAAUUUUAGGUGCAAUUUUAUUCUCCUCACAUAAUUAUAUUUCCACUGAUUGACAUUCUAACAGUGCUAUUUUGUCUCUUUUGAAGCAUUCAAUUCUCCCCUUUGACUUCAAGUGGCUCUUAUAAAUGGUGGGUUUGCUUAGCUUCAGGAAGACCACCAUUUGUCUUUCUUCAGGCGAUUGGCCAUGUGUCCUAGCAAACAUGGCUGCGCCCACUUCCACUUGUAAGAUCACAGGUGUAUACCCACAAUCUGCAUGUGUGUUUGGCUUCCCUGCCCCGCCUAGCUCUGUGGGUGCAGGGUCCGGCCAGUUGACAGAGUUUUGAUCCCAGUGCUCUGCAGUCUCAAUAACACUAAAGUAUGCAUUUAGAAACAUUUUUUAAUUUUUCAGUUUGCCUUAUGUGUCUGCUUAAAUUGUUUCCUCAACUGCCAUUGGAACAACAACAGAUGGUUUUCAUGAAGACAAUUGUGUAGCAGAAGUCCUCACAAGCUGGUAUUAGCCUUUGGCAAACUUACUGUUUUCUCUCAAUUUACAGGUGAAUGGGAUGCAAAGAAAGCAAGCAUCUCUCACUUUUGUGGAUGUCUUGUAACUGAGGUGUGAAAAGACAACUCAGGGACAGGAUAAGAGGAGAUUUCAGGGUGCCUGUGAUUAGCAGUAACCAUGGUUCACUGUCCUACAACAAAGUCAGAGAAACAUCAAAGCUUAUCUGUUGAAUGUAAAUGAGUACCCUGAGAAGCUAAUUAAGCAGGAGCUUUGGUGUCUCCAGUACACCCAAGCUUCUUCCAAGGUCCCAGUGCUACUUUAGGAAGAUUGUGAUUUUUAAAAAGGAAGACCCAGAAUUUGGGCUGGAGAAUUUGGGCUUGGCUUCUGGGAACAUUUACUGCUCCUGCAGAGGACCUGAGUUCAAUUCCCAUCUAUGGUGACUCACAACCAUGGGUGACUGCAGUUCCAGAGGAUUCAAUACCCUCUUCUGACAUCCAAUACCCUCUUCUGCUAUUCCUUGCGUACUUGGUGUACAGAUAAACAUGCAGACAAAACACCCAUAUAUUUAAAAUAAAAUAAAUGUAUGUAAAAAUUUUAAAGACCAGGAAAAUUGCAUAUAUAAUAUACACUGUGGUAUCCACAUUUUUUUAUGAAUAAGAUAGAAAUUAUUCUGAACCAAAGGUAAAUAACCAGCAUCUCCCUCAUCACUUAUAAACUUAGAAACUCUGGGAAAUUGAAUGUGCAAAAUGGAAAGUUUUAGCUGUUCUGUACAUUUUUAAUUGGAAUCUUAAAUAGGAAUAAAAGUUCUGAAAGGCCAGUUUAACCUCAUGCCCUUUAUCUGAUUUGUGAACCUGCAUUUAAAAACAUGAUUCAGGAAACAGUAAGAAUAUUUUAAAGAAAGUAAUUUUCACUCUAUGCCUAUAAAAUGAGUUUUCAGUUGACGACUUUAUUUUUGAUGGUAUUAUUUUUGUUGGUAUAACAAAAUUAAUGUAAGAAAAAUAUUUUCCUUUUAUUUGAAUAUUGAAUACUAACAAAUUAUUAAAACAUUAGAGGAAGUGAAAGGUUUUGAAGUUUAGCAAAAUAGAGUAUUCAAGUCUCUGAAAUUUUAAUAUGGUGAGUCUUAGACCUUCAGACUUUAAGUGACAGUAUCUAAAUUAUUCUUAUUUGUCACACAUGAUGCUUCUGCUGGCCAUAAGCAGAUAACCUAAAAUUAGAACUAUUUAUGUGACAUGAAUAGCCUGUGUUUUAAAAAUUAAAUAUUUUAUAUAAAAAUCAUUCCUAUUAUUUUUCAUUAAAAUAGUCAUAGAAUAUUGGUAAACCUAUUUUAAAAUAUUUAAAUGCUACAUUAGUUGAAAUGUACACAUAAAGAAUAUUAGUGGCUUUCUCAUAAGGUCUAUGUGGUAUGGAAGACAAUGGUUUCCAUUGUGUUUUGUUGUGAAUAGUAGAAAAACCAUGAAUGAAGUUUUAUUUGUAGCUCUUUUUCUUAUUUUGGAAAGAAAUAGAUUUGAGAUUCCAAUGAAAAUGACUCAAAAAAACUUGUUUUAUUUGAAUAUCAUUUGCUUUAUAACAAGCCUUGUGUUGGUGCUGAUUGAGUGCAGGAUGGUGUUUUAUGUCCCUAAUCAAUCAAGCCAGGAAUUAAGUCAUGCCAUUGUGUAAUGGCAAGAAGCUCAUAGAAGAUAUAAAUUAGAGAAGAUAAUGAGUCAUCUGCAUAGCUUCUGUUUACAUUAUAUAUGGGUAAAAGAAUUACUGCCAGCAUAUGUAGUUUAGCUAAAUUUUCCCAUAAAUAGUAUUUCAAAAGUCUAUCUCAAAAUAUUUAAUAGUUGAAAGUGUGACCUCUAGGUAGGCCACCGAUUGUUAAUACUGUACUUUAUAAUAGGUGAGUUAACAGCCAAUUUUUUAUAAGCAAUCCUUUAUUUUUAUCAAAUUUUAAAAUUAUUUCUAUCUAAAAAUAAAUGCUGAUUUAUGUCACGUAUUAGUGCAAACCAUAUAGAAAGUUCACCAUUUCUUUGUUUUAUGAGACACUGCCCUUCUUUACCAACUCAUGUCAAUACUGUUAGUGUUACUUUUUCUUUCCUUUUCUAAAAACUAUUUCUGUUUCAUUUACAUAAAGUAACAGUUCCAUGUGUUUCAGUUUUUGAAACUAUGCCUUCAAGAUGAUAACUAUAGAAAUAUUCACUUCCCAAGAUUUUCUUAGUGAAAAAUCUGCCACUUUUAUUUAAUUUCUUGGGAUUACCCCCUGCUUUUCCUUAUUUCCACUUGACUGGAAAUGUAGAGGGUGGUUUCAGCCUCCAAACAGCUGCCUGCUGUGUGUGUAUUUAAGUCUGUUUGGAUCAAAGGUACGUUUAUAGUAUCAAUAACUGCCCACACAUUUUAUAGGUAAUACUUCUAAAGAAAUGGUGACUCAUUAGGCGUCUGAGAGCCACGUGGAUGGCUGCUGCCACUCAGCAUUAAACACACUAGCUCACUUUAGCAUACACGCUACUGAUUUUUAAACUGAAUUAAUUGUUGUUUGAAAGACCUGCCUUGCUACAUCCUUGUUACCUCUUGAUGAAGCCAAUAAAGGCAGUGUUGAAGGCCAGGGGUAGGAGAAGACUAAGGCUCAGUUACCUCUUUGCAGCAACAACUGUAUUUUAAUCUGUAGUGGUAUUUUGCACAGCAUCUUGUGGGAAAAUGAGUUAGAUCUUUCUGUGUUACAGCUCUAAGUGGAUUUUGUGUGUUCUGACUAAAAGGCACAAUUUGAAGGUAGACCUCACAUGUCCUUACUAAUGACCCUUAGUAACCACAGACUCAGAACAACAGUCAUAUAUUCCAGGAGACAAGGCAUUAUGGGUUCCAGCUCCAAGGAAUGAAGGGUCUUGUUUUAAGGAAUUUACAAAUUAAUCUUUAUUCUACUUACUAAAUAAUAUAAUCAAAUAUUAUCUUCAAGUAGAAAAGUACUUUAUAGAAAUAAAACAAGAACCAACCACAUUGUUUGCCAUGGAUGAAUGUUUAUAGCAACGAGAAAUCGCUUCCUUUGCAUUCUUAUUAUUUCAGAUACUAGUCAACAGCACUUUUUAUUACUCUGAAAGCAAAAAAAAAUCCUGUAUUAUUAAACCUAUAUUUUCCUAUAUAUAUGUAGAUAUAUGGUAGUGAUUAUUUGACAAACCAUCAGAAUUCUCUUAUGAUUCUGAGUUACUCACCCAUCUUCUUGGAGAGACUUGCUAGCCAACCCUUGUCUCUGAGAAUUUCAUUACUGCUGCUGUAAAAUCUGCAACUAAGUUAUUAACUAGGUUCUUCUUGAUAUUAUCCAUGUUCAGAGGGUUUCACCUUAAAAAAGUUCCUACAAUCAGUAGCAAUAGCUUGUUUCAGAAGCUUGUGUACUUUGAAUGCAGACAUUGGCCCGGAAUUCCUGUUUCUGUCCAUGGGUUUUAGUACAAUAGUAAUGAGAGUCAACAUGUGUUUUUCAACAUGUGGGAAUUUUCAGAUAUAUUUUCUACCUGUGUCAAACAGGAUGAAAAAAUGAAGUUAUGUCUCUCUAGUGCUGUGCUGGUUGCCUGUGGUUUUAUACUAAACAUAUUCCAGAGAAUGCACUAUGACUGGCCUCUUGUGCUGGAUGCUUGGAGAACUUAAUUUGUCUUCUCUCUCUGAUAAAACUCAACCCCUGAAUUUCAUAGUGCAUAGUUUUUAUCGUAGUGGGACUUACAUGGUAGCCAUGCACUGGGAAGGGAAAGUUUUAGUUAUUAAUUCAGUAUACUGUCGUUCUGCAUGCCUCUUUAUUUUAGUAUAUCUGGACUUACUUUGCUAAAAUAUGGGGUUAUAAAUUUUAUCUAAAUAUUUUUUCAUACUAUCUUUUUCUUCUUUCAUCAGGGAGUAGAGAAAUUCUUAUGUGUGUUGGUUUGUUCAUAUUAAGAUAUUAGACACUGUCGACAAAUGUGUUUAACACCCCUUCCAUUCUUCUGCAAACAUCAUCAAGUGGUUCUGGUGGAAUCGCUUUAGUCUAGCAGUAGUCAGGGUAACAACUAUAAUUUGAUCUGUGCUCCAGUUGUAAUUUACAAGCACGCUAAGACCUAUGUUGGAUCUAGACUGUGUUUCUCAUGGCCUUGGAGCACUGUCCACAUGGCAGGAACAUGGUAGCUUUGUUCUGGUGAUAUUAAUACCAAAUAAGAAGCAUGCUGAGAAGACAGAAUGGUGUCCUGUGUUCUUUGCACUCCUCAUCUCUGGCAGAGUUCUUUACUCUGGCAUUGUGAUGAUGAAUCUUGGUGAAGGUGAUGACUAUAGUUUGCACAAACUUCACAAAAUGCCUUAUAUUGAGUAGCAAAUAAAGGGUACGAUAGUUUUGCUACAAAAUGCUGAAUAAUAAAUUGUGAGCAGUGCAGAGGAACUAUUUGUGGAUCAUGUGGUGUCUUUGAAUUCCUUGGUGCUGGUGUUGUAACAUGCGAUAUGUGAAAUAAAGUGGGUUCCUCUACAGCUAAAUGACUUCCCCCUAGGGAGAGCUGUGCUAUAGCAAACUCAUUGCUGAAUGGUGUGUUCAUAGGCUAUUUGUAUAAGUGGGAAAGCAUGGGGAAAGGUAUGCUGUCUGAUGGAAAUGCUUCUUGUCUGUCUUUUCAUAUGGAAUGCAUUUUGGUGCAUUAUGACGUCACUCCAAUUCACAAUAUUGAAUUAUAUUUCAGUUGUAUUUGUGGAGCUGCCCACGUGUUAUGCUUCUAGCUGCUUAUAUCUUUAUAUGUUUGUCUUAUACAUAUUUUCACUUGAAAAUAAGUGGACAUUUAAAUAAAUAUUUGAUAGUUUACAUA
Molecule: messenger RNA, 9658 nt
Organism: Cricetulus griseus (Chinese hamster)
Lineage: Eukaryota; Metazoa; Chordata; Mammalia; Rodentia; Cricetidae
Source: RefSeq, a predicted model, not a curated record